AUGAAGGCCUCUCUUAUCUCAGCCGUCCUGGCAAUUUUACCCUUUGUCUUUGCUCGCAACUGCAUUCCUGGUGUUGUUUAUUGUGGUCAGACGCUCAUUGACAUCGGUGCCUACCACGAGCAACUUUUCCAGGCCAACCACUGUGCUGGUGCACCUAGAACCGACCAUGAUAUCAGGUCAUCUCUGUACUACUGUGUCGGUGGCGAUGGCGGCGUCGUCAAUUACAUGAAAGUGUGUUCCACAGGCUGCAAGGACAAUGGACCCGGUAAUAAUGACAGCUGCCGAUAA
Metarhizium brunneum ARSEF 3297 is the source of this 288-nucleotide messenger RNA. RefSeq lists its product as uncharacterized. The record is from RefSeq and is a predicted model, not a curated record. NCBI's taxonomy places the organism in Eukaryota, Fungi, Ascomycota, Sordariomycetes, Hypocreales, Clavicipitaceae.